AUGUGUAAGAAUGGUGGUAUCUGUGAACCAGCAAAUGGGACUUGUACUUGUGGACUUGGAUGGACAGGAAGCUAUUGUGAAAAAGAAUGUGCUCUUGGAAAAUAUGGUUUUGAUUGUCAGCUAGAUUGUGCUUGUCUGAAUAAUGGGAUUUGCAACAAGUUUACUGGCUGCUGUCAGUGUGCGGAAGGUUAUUAUGGACAUUCCUGUGAACAUAUCUGUCCUUCAGGGUUUUAUGGUGUCAACUGCCAAUACCAAUGCAACUGUAAAAAUGGAGCUGUAUGCAUCACAACAACUGGGCAGUGUAUUUGUCCUCCAGGUUUCUAUGGUGUACAGUGUGACAAAGUAUGUCCUUCUGAGAUGUUUGGGGGAAAGUGUCUGCACCAAUGUAAGUGUGAUGGACCAGCUCAGUGCAAUCCAGUUAUUGGAAAAUGCUUUUGCCCACCCGGCAUAACUGGAGAUAGAUGUGAUGUUGGUGGCCCUCCAAAACUUCCUUCUUAUGAAGAACAAAUUCAGGAGAAAGGGAAUGCUUUUUCAAGACUGCCACAACAGGAACACUUGGACUAAUAAAUGAGCUGUUUUAAAUGCACAGGCGGUAUUUAACUCUGGAAAUGAGAGCUGCUAUUCAUUUCAGCUUGAACUGUACUGAAAAAUUCACACUUCUUCAUGCAAGUUCACAAUGUCCGUUAAGUAGCUAGGUCCCUUUUAAAAUUGUUUAGCUCUGUUCUUUUCUGUUUGUUUAUUCUUGACCUCCUGCUUCCUUCAGAUUAAUCUACUCUCAGUGUAAUUUCCAAGUGUCAAUCCUGUGUUUCUUACAACCACAAAACACAGAGAAUUUUUCUUCUUUGUCAUCAAACAUAUUGGGGGAACCGGUAUUUGAAAUGAAGGAUCACAAAACUUUGUUUGCUACAGAAACUGCAAAAGAAGGAUCUGAAUAGGGGUUUUUUGGUGGUUGUUUUUUCCUUUAUCAAGCCAAAAUAUUCAAGCUGUGCUUAAGGAAGCAGAGUGUUUUCAGAACAAACAGUAGCCAUUGUUUCAACAGGAGGAGAUAAUUAGCAAAAAUAAAAUAUCUGUACCCCAAUCCAGCAAGAAGCUCCACUUGCAGAUGCUGACAAGCAGGGGCUCAGCACAUCACAAGACAAGCAGAAGAUUGCAGUGUUUUUGUAUUUUUUAAUCUGUAUUGUUUUUUUAAUCUGUAAACUACUUUGUAUCCCAAUUUUGGGAGA
Sceloporus undulatus (fence lizard) is the source of this 1223-nucleotide messenger RNA. RefSeq names its product multiple epidermal growth factor-like domains protein 6. Gene Ontology annotation, molecular function: scavenger receptor activity. The transcript has 5 exons. The coding region runs from base 1 to 564 and encodes 187 amino acids. NCBI's taxonomy places the organism in Eukaryota, Metazoa, Chordata, Lepidosauria, Squamata, Phrynosomatidae. The record is from RefSeq and is a predicted model, not a curated record.